AUGCUUAAGCACGGCCGCGCCGGUGUUCCCAUGGAGGUGAUGGGCCUGAUGCUGGGCGAGUUUGUGGACGACUACACGAUCCGCUGCGUUGAUGUGUUCGCGAUGCCGCAGUCCGGAACGACUGUAACCGUCGAGUCGGUCGACCACGUCUUCCAGACGAAGAUGCUCGACAUGCUGAAGCAGACCGGACGCCCAGAGAUGGUCGUCGGAUGGUACCACUCUCACCCCGGAUUCGGAUGUUGGCUCUCGUCCGUUGACGUGAACACGCAGCAGUCGUUCGAGCAGCUUCACCCCCGUGCCGUCGCCGUGGUUAUCGACCCGAUUCAGUCCGUGCGCGGCAAGGUCGUGAUCGACGCCUUCCGCUCGAUCUCGCCCCAGUCGCUGAUGACGGGCCAGGAGUCGCGACAGACGACGUCCAACAUUGGCCACCUGAACAAGCCUUCGAUUCAGGCGCUGAUCCACGGCCUGAACCGACACUACUACUCUCUCGCGAUCGAGUAUCGCAAGUCGGAGGCGGAACAGGGCAUGCUCCUGAACCUGCACAAGCGCGGAUGGACGGAGGGCCUCAAGCUCGACGACUUUGAGAAGACCGAGGAGAAGAACGAGGACACGGCCAAGCAGAUGCUCAAGCUCGCCGAGGCAUACACCAAGAGCGUCCAGGAGGAGGCCACCAUGACCCCCGAACAGCUCAAGACCCGCCAUGUCGGCAAGCUCGACCCCAAGAGGCAUCUCGAGGAGGCUGUCGAGAAGAACCUCGGCGACCAGGUCACCCAGGGCCUUGCUAUGGGUGUGCUCGCGGAGCUCUAA
Trichosporon asahii var. asahii CBS 2479 is the source of this 807-nucleotide messenger RNA. Its product is annotated as multidrug resistance protein. The coding region runs from base 1 to 807 and encodes 268 amino acids. The transcript has 2 exons. The record is from RefSeq and is a predicted model, not a curated record. Gene Ontology annotation, biological process: protein deubiquitination; proteasome-mediated ubiquitin-dependent protein catabolic process. NCBI's taxonomy places the organism in Eukaryota, Fungi, Basidiomycota, Tremellomycetes, Trichosporonales, Trichosporonaceae. Gene Ontology annotation, cellular component: proteasome regulatory particle, lid subcomplex. Gene Ontology annotation, molecular function: proteasome binding; protein binding; metallopeptidase activity.